AUGGCAGCUCUGUUGGUUAAUAACUUUGCUAGGUCAUCUCUGCCGCAAGCAAUAAAUGUCUCCAGAUGUAUCUCAACAGCUCCAACUGUUCUCAGUCCUAGGAAAAGUAUCAAGGAUAGAACAGGCAAAAAUAUUGUGUUUGUUGAUGGAGUGAGGACUCCUUUCCUUUUGUCAGGAACUGACUAUGCUAAAAUGAUGCCACAUGAAGUUGCCAGACAUUCUUUGAUGGGUCUUCUAAAUAAAACAAAACUUCCUAAAGAACUGGUUGACUAUAUUAUAUAUGGUACCGUUAUUCAGGAAGUAAAAACAUCUAAUAUUGCACGAGAAGCAGCUCUAACUGCUGGUUUUUCUGACAAGACACCUGCUCAUACAGUCACAAUGGCUUGUAUCUCAUCAAACCAAGGCAUUACUACUGGUAUUGGAAUGAUAGCUGCUGGUGCUUAUGAGAUUAUUGUUGCUGGAGGUGUUGAGAUGAUGUCCGAUGUACCUAUUCGUCAUUCCCGUAAAAUGAGAGCUCUUAUGCUACGUGCCAACAAAGCCAAGACUCCAUUACAAAAGCUUCAGCUUCUUGCAUCUAUAAGGCCAGACUACUUCAUACCAGAACUGCCUGCUGUGUCAGAGUUUUCAUCUGGAGAAACUAUGGGUCAUUCAGCUGACCGGCUAGCUGCUUCUUUCAAAGUGAGCAGAGAAGAACAAGACAAGUAUGCUCUCCGAUCACACUCCAUGGCUAAUGAUGCCUUUAAUAAGGGAUAUAUGACUGAUAUAGUGCCAGUUAAAGUUUCUGGCUCAGAUAAAAUUGUAGACAAAGACAAUGGAAUUCGAGUUUCUACUUCAGAAGCCCUUGCAAAAUUGAAACCAGCUUUUAUCAAACCUCAUGGAACAGUCACUGCUGCCAACUCAUCAUUUUUAACUGAUGGAGCUUCGGCUUGCUUGAUUAUGUCAGAAGAAAAAGCUAAGCAGCUUGGACUAAAACCUAAGUGCUACUUGAGGGACUUCAUCUAUGUAUCUCAAGAUCCUAAGGAUCAACUUCUACUUGGCCCAACCUAUGCAACGCCCAAAGUUUUAGAAAGAGCAGGGCUGCAGAUGAGUGAUAUCGAUGUUUGGGAAUUCCAUGAAGCCUUUGCAGGACAAAUUUUGGCUAACUUUCGGGCUAUGGACUCAGAUUGGUUUGCACAGAAUUAUAUGGGUAGAUCAUCGAAAGUUGGUUCCCCUGAGUUAUCCAAGUUCAACAAUUGGGGAGGUUCUUUAAGUAUUGGUCACCCAUUCGCUGCUACAGGUGUGAGAUUAACGGUUCAUGCUGCAAACAGGCUGAUAAGAGAAGAUGGAACAUUUGGUCUCAUUGCUGCAUGUGCAGCUGGUGGCCAGGGUGUUGGAAUGAUUGUUGAGAGGCAUCCAGAUGGGCAAGCUUCAUAA
Nezara viridula (southern green stink bug) is the source of this 1413-nucleotide messenger RNA. Lineage: Eukaryota; Metazoa; Arthropoda; Insecta; Hemiptera; Pentatomidae. The record is from the annotation of a GenBank genome assembly.